Messenger RNA from Hypanus sabinus (Atlantic stingray), 6709 nucleotides. Its product is annotated as tyrosine-protein kinase ITK/TSK-like. The coding region runs from base 1248 to 3605 and encodes 785 amino acids. Gene Ontology annotation, molecular function: non-membrane spanning protein tyrosine kinase activity; protein binding; ATP binding. The transcript is spliced from 18 exons. Gene Ontology annotation, biological process: intracellular signal transduction; peptidyl-tyrosine autophosphorylation; B cell receptor signaling pathway. NCBI's taxonomy places the organism in Eukaryota, Metazoa, Chordata, Chondrichthyes, Myliobatiformes, Dasyatidae. The record is from RefSeq and is a predicted model, not a curated record.
UAUCACAUUAGAGCUGUGAGUGGUGACACAAUCAUGGGUAUACAGGCAGUAAAGGAGGGGAUGUAGUACACAGCCCUGAGGGGCUCCUGUGUUGAGAGUCCUGUGUUGUGUUGGUUGUCUCUACUGCUGUGAUGAGGCCAAAAUCAGGUUCAAGGAGCAACAACUCAUAUUCAUCUUGGUGUGAACAUCAAUUCCUCUAACAUCCAGAAAUCUCUUAGCCUUUCCCUUCGCUCUUAUUCCAUUCCCCAUUCUGGAUACCCUCUCACCACCUCCUCACCUGCUCAUCAUCUCCCUCUGGUGUCCCUCCUCCUCAUCUUUCUUCCAUCAUCCUAUCUUCCAUUCCUCCUUUAGCCCUUUACCUCUUCCACCUAUCACCUGCCAGCUUCUGACUUCGCCCCCAUCCCUCACCCACCUCCCUUUCCUGUCACCCGGUCUCCCCACCGCCUGCCAGCAUGUCCUCCUCCCCCACUUCCACCACUUAUUCUGGUUUCUCUCCCUUCCAUUUCAGUCCUGAUGAAGGGAUUUGGCCUGAAGCAUCGACUGUUUAUUCCUCUCCACAGAUGCUGCCUGACCUUAUAAGUUCCUCUAGCAUUUUGAAGUUCCUAAAGCAUUUCUUUAGCCAGAAUUGUGGAAUUCGUUGCACGGGAGGCUGCAGAAGCCAGGUCGCUGGGUGUAAGGCAGAGCGUGGUAGAUCCUUGAUUGGACAGGGCAUAAAGGGCUAUGGGGAGAAGGCCGGGAGUGGGACUGAGGAUGGCAAAGAAGGAUCGACGUGAUUGAUUGGUGAAGCAGGCUCAAUGGACCAAAUGUCUCAUGGUUUGAUGGUCUUAUUUUGUGUGGAUGUGAAUAAUGCAGGCUCAGUGUGAUCUCUCUUAAGGUUUCGGGUCCUGUCAUCAUGUGCAUCAAUUCCAGCGCUGACUAAAUGGAAGAGCUGUUGGUGGGGAGGUUUGUCACCUUGGCCGGGCAUUCUCUGCUUUCUACAUGGUAGUAAACAGCACCCCCCAGUAGGAGGCAGCACUUGGCCAAGGCACUGGCCCGCCAGCACUACAGUGUUUUGCAAAGGCUGAUCCAAAGGAUGUGGUUUCUCGCAUUGCCUUUAUCAGACACCGAAGUCUAUGCAGCGUUCUUUCCUGAAACCUCUGAGAUCGCAACGAGCACGCACCCACAUACUGCCACUGUGACCUCGACGUGGCGUCCUGACCUCCUUCACCCCCUCUCCCUCUCAAUGGGGAGGGUCGCUCCCCACUAGAAUGGAACCCACCUCCAUCCUGGAAGAGUUCCUGAUCAAGCGCUCUCAGCAGAAACGCAGAACCUCUCCCUCCAACUACAAGGAGCGAUACUUCAUCCUGACUAGAUCCCGGCUUGCCUACUAUGAGUGUCGUACUGGGAAGAAGUCUGUGAUGAAGGGAUUCAUCGAUCUCUCCAAGAUCAAGUGUGUGGAGAUCGUGCUGACUGACAUGAGUCUGCCCUGCAGCUACAAGUAUCCAUUCCAGGUUUUCCAUGAGAAUUAUUAUCUGUAUGUGUUUGCGCCAAGCAAGGAGAGUCGUCAGAAAUGGGUAACAGCCCUGAAAGAAGAAUCAAAGAACAACAACAUCCUGACCAACAAAUACCAUCCCAACUUCUGGGCCGAAGGACACUGGCUCUGCUGUGCUCAGCUCGACAAGUUGGCCAUGGGCUGUCAGCUCUACGAUCCAAACCGGGACUCCAAGAAGCCUCUUCCUCCCACUCCUGUAUUGAGCAAGAGUAAACCGCUGCCGCCAGAGCCAAUGGAGACGGGCACCGGCUCAGGAACCGUGAUGGUGGCAUGGUAUGACUUUCACAGCCGGGACGCACAAGACCUGUCGCUGGUGAGGAAUGAGGAGUACGUCAUCGUGGACAAGAGCGAUGCAAACUGGUGGCAAGCUCGUGAUAAAAACGGGCGGACGGGGUACGUACCCAGCAGUUACUUGGUGGAGAAGCGACCCGACAACCUCCAGGCCUAUGAGUGGUACAACAAGAACGUCAGCCGCAACAAGGCCGAGCGGCUGCUGGAGAACGAGGAUAAACAAGGAGCGUUCAUGGUGAGGGACUCGCGCCAGCCUGGGAUGUACACCGUUUCCGUCUUCACCAAAGCCAGCAGUGAGUGCAAUGCCGGAGUCAAGCAUUACCAUAUCAAGGAAAUCAUGGACACCCACAAACGCUACUACCUGGCCGAGAAGCACAUCUUCGACACCAUUCCAGAGCUUAUCACCUACCACCAGCACAACGCAGCAGGUCUGGUCACACGCUUGAGGUACCCUGUGUCUUCCUGGAGAGAAACAGCCCCCUCCACAGCAGGAUUUAGUUACGGGGCCUGGGAGAUCUCGGCCACUGCCCUGACAUUCAUGGAGGAGGUGGGUUGUGGUCAGUUCGGAGUGGUGCACAUGGGCUACUGGAGGAAUCAACACAAAGUGGCCAUCAAGACCAUCCGUGAGGGAGCCAUGUCUGAGGAGGAUUUCAUCGAGGAAGCUCAGAUCAUGAUGAAGCUUUCUCACGAGAAGCUGGUGCAGUUGUACGGCGUGUGCAACCAGGACAGCUCCAUCUUCCUGGUCUUCGAGUACAUGAAGCAUGGCUGCCUGUCGGAGCACCUGAGGAACAACCGGGGCUCAUUUGGCCGGCACACGCUGCUGGGGAUGUGCCAGGACGUGUGCGAAGGCAUGGAGUAUCUGGAGCACAACAAGUUCAUUCACAGAGACCUGGCAGCUCGGAACUGUCUCGUUGGAGAUUCGCUCAUCAUCAAAGUAUCAGAUUUUGGAAUGACAAGGUUUGUCCUCGAUGACCAGUACACCAGCUCCUCUGGCUCCAAAUUCCCCGUCAAGUGGUCAGCUCCUGAAGUUUUCCGGUAUUCCAAGUUCAGCAGCAAGUCCGACAUCUGGUCAUUUGGGGUACUGAUGUGGGAGGUAUUCACCGAGGGGAAGAUGCCUUACGAUAAUUGCUCCAACGCAGAGCUGGUGGAGGAAAUCGCGGCUGGAUUUCGUCUUCACAAGCCGAAGCUGGCCUCCUGCUCGGUCUACAACAUGAUGACCUGUUGCUGGUUUGAGGAAGGCCACUCAUUUGGCGAGCAGUGGAAAGUCCCACAGAGUGCAGCGCGACACCCGAAGGUGACUGCGGCGAAUAGCGCCUCUCCCUGGUGCGUCAGGCAAUGGGUGUGGGAACAGAUCCAGAGCGAACGCCUCAGCACCAGGAUCCCUGCCCAGUGUGCUCACCCCUCCCCGGCCCAGAGGCUUGCUUUGUUUCAGACAGCCAUAAACUUUAACUUGAGACUGUCUGCAGAGAGGCUGCCCAGACCACUGAUAAAGACAUUGUUCCAAAUUUACAGCACCUGCAGUGCCAUUUUGUCGCCACCAGCAGGGUCCCUGCUCCCUUCCUCCUACCACUGGGGUGGGGGUGUAGGUGUCAUGGUCAGCUGCUCCCAUCAUAGGAGGUCGCCACGGUCUGGUCCUCCCACCACAGUGGGCGCCACAGUCUGGCCCUGCCACCAUAUGGGUGGAGCUGACACAGCUCCCAGUCCUCCCAUCAUGGGGGCAAUGUGCACCCCCGCCCUGCUGAGGAUAGUCUGGGGGGGGUGUGGGAGAGGUGAGCGUGGCUAGAGAGGACCCGAUUGGGAUAAACAGCAUCAGGGCAGAGAAUGGGAAUUUCAUACCCCACACACCCAGAGUAGAGGUAUCUGUGAAGCAGAGUGAGGAUACUUGGUGUGUGAUAGAAUGAUAGAACACUACAGGCCCUUCAGUCCAUCUAGUCUGUGCUGAACUGUUAUUCUGCCUAGUCCCGUUGACCUGGACCUAGGACCUUCACAACCCAUCCAUGUACCUAUCCAAACCUCUCUGAAAUCAAACUCACAUCCACCAGUUCCACAGGCAGCUCGUUCCACAUUUCACACCCACUGGUGAAGAUGCACCCCUCAGAUUCCCCUUAACCAUUUCUGCUUUCACCCUUAGCCCAUGACCUCUUGUUCUAGUCUCACCCAAACUCAGUGAAAAGGCCUUCUUGUAUUUACCCUAUCGUCACCUCUCAUAAUUUUACCCAUCACGGGUCUCGGCCUGAAACAUUGACUGUACUCUUUCCCACAGAUGCUGCCUGGCCUGCUGAGUUCCUCCAGCAUUGUGCACUUGUUGCUUAGAUUUCCAGCAUCUGCAGAAUUUCUUGUCCCCCUCAUAAUUUUGUAUACCUCUAUGAAAUCUCCCCACAUUCUCAGAAAUAAAGUCCUCACCUAUUCAACUUUUCCCUGUAACUCAAGUCCUGGCAACAUCCUUGUAAAUCUCUGCAUUCUUUCCAUCUUCUGGCAUCUUUCCUGUAGGUAGGUGACUAGAACUGCACACAGUACUCAAAAUUUGGUCUCAAUUGAGGAUCUGAGAAGGAAUGCUUUCAUUGGGGGACGGGCUGGUAUCCUGAACAUACAGCCUGUGGGGUGGGGUGGCUGAGACUCCCACAAUAUUUGUAUCUGCAUGAACGUUUGGAUAGAUUCUGCAAGAUGACAAACGUGUCCAUGUGGUGUGAGCCUUUCACCUCCAGGACACCGUAACCCACCAGUACAUCUAAUCUUUCAUUUUAUCUCCUCGCUCAGAGACCUGAAGAGCGGCCAUCGUUCUAUGAACUGCUGAAUGAGAUAAGGGAGCUCUCUGAACGCGAGGACCUGUAAGCAGACAGCGGAGAUGGCCUGGCCGCAGAAUGGACAGCGCAGUUUGGCUACAGGAACACUCCGAAUUCUGGGCGACAGUUACUAAAUAUUUAUUUAUUAUGUAUUAAAAUAAUUUUGACUUGGGGAAUGCUCUCCCGUGGAGGUAGAGCUCUCUAGAGAUUUCGGACACAAUAUCGGUAAUGGCGGUUGGUAAUCUCGGUAGAUAUCCCAUUUGUUACUGAACCUCACUGGUACUGAGGCCAAUUGCAGACCCAGAGUGUCCACCAGAGCUGAGCAUCAGGGAUAAGACCAUAAAACAUAGAAGCAGAAUGAGGCCAUUCAGCCCACUGAGUCUGUUGUACCGUUCCAUGAUGGAUGAUUCAUUCUCCCUCUCCACCCCAUUCUCCUGCCUCCUCCCUGUAACCUUUGUUGCUCUGACUAAUCAAGAACAUAUCAAGCCCCAUUUUAAAUAGUCCCAAUGAGUUGUCUGUGGUAAUGAACUCCAGAUUCACCACCCUCUGGCUAAAGAAAUUCUACCUUAUCUAUUCUAAGGCCGGGCCCUCUGGUCCAUUCUCUUCAUAUCCACUCUAUCAAGCCUUUCAAUAUCUGGUAGGUUUCAACAAGAUUCCCCCAAAUUUUUCUAAACGCCAGCGUGUACAGGGCCAGAGACAUCAAAUGCUCCUCAUACAUUAACCCUUUCAUUCCCAGAGUCAUUCUCAAGAACCUCCUCUGGACCCUUUCCAUAUUCUCUUAGAUAAAGGGCCCAAAAUUGCUCCACAAUACUCCAAAAGCAAGCAAGUGGACAUACUCUGAAUCAAUUGACAGCCAGACAAAGCAGAAAUGAUUGCUGACCAUUUCCAUCCCAGUGACUACAUUCCACCCUCCGACUGUAGUGACCAAAUGUUCACACUUUGAAUAAUAAACAGGCCAGUAGAUAGAAGUUUGCUUCUGUCAGUCCAGGCAUUGAGUAUGUGUCCAGUUCUGGGUGGCCCACUACAGGAAGGAUGUUGGAUAGAUUUUUGCACAGUAGGGGAAUUAAGGGUUAUGGGGACAAGGCAGGUAGGUGGAGAUGAGUCCAUGGCCAGAUCAGCUGUGAUCUUAUUGAAUGGCAGAGCUGGCUCGAUGGUCCAGGUGGCUGACUAUAGUAGUGAUUAAUGGGUCCCUUUCGAAAUGGCAGGCUGUGACCAGUGGGGUACCGCAAGGUUUGGUGCUGGGGCCGCAGCUGUUUACAAUAUACGUUAAUGAUUUAGAUGAAGGGAUUAAAAGUAACAUUAGCAAAUUUGCUGAUGACACAAAGCUGGGUGGCAGUGUGAAAUGUCAGGAGGAUGUUAUGAGAAUGCAGGAUGACUUGGACAGGUUGGGUGAGUGGGCAAAUGUAUGGCAGAUGCAGUUUAAUGUGGAUAAAUGUGAGGUUAUCCACUUUGGUGUUAAGAACAGGAAGGCAGAUUACUAUCUAAAUGGAGUCAAGUUAGGAAAAGGGGAAGUACAACGAGAUCUAGGUGUUCUUGUACAUCAGUCAAUGAAAGCAAGCAUGCAGGUAUAGCAGGCAGUGAAGAAAGCUAAUGGCAUGCUGGCCUUUAUAACAAGAGGAAUUGGGUACAGGAGUAAAGAGGUCCUUCUGCAGCUGUACAGGGCCCUGGUGAGACUCCACCUGGAGUAUUGUGUGCAGUUUUGGUCUCCAAAUUUGAGGAAGGACAUUCUUGCUAUUGAGGGAGUGCAGCGUAGGUUUCACAAGGUUAAUUCCCGGAAUGGCGGGACUGUCAUAUGUUGAAAGAUUGGAGCGACUGGGCUUGUAUACACUGGAAUUUAGAAAGAUGAUCUGAUUGAAACAUAUAAGAUUAUUAAGGGAUUGGACACGCUGGAGGCAGGAAACAUGUUCCCGCUGAUGGGUGAGUCUAGAACUAGAGGCCACAGUUUAAGAAUAAGGGGUAGGCCAUUUAGAACAGAGAUGCAGAAAAACUUUUUCACCCAGAGAGUGGUGGGUAUGUGGAAUGCUCUGCCCCAGAAGGUAGUGGAGGCCAAGUCUCUGGAUGCAUUCAAGAGAGAGUUAGAUAGAACUCUUAUAGAUAGCGGGGU